Molecule: messenger RNA, 1254 nt
Organism: Trichomonas vaginalis G3
Lineage: Eukaryota; Parabasalia; Trichomonadida; Trichomonadidae
Product: GTPase activator protein
Exons: 1
Coding region: 1-1254 (417 amino acids)
Molecular function (GO): GTPase activator activity
Source: RefSeq, a predicted model, not a curated record
AUGAGCGAAGCCCUGAGGAGUAUUCAGUUAUUACUCAGGGAUCCUGAUAAUAGAAUAUGCGCAGACUGUAAAGCAAAACAAUCAGAAUGGGCUUCAACAGGCCUUGGUGUUUUUAUUUGUAUCGAUUGCAGUGGUGUUCAUCGAUCAUUAGGAACACAUAUUACGUUAGUUCGUUCUUGCACAUUAGAUUCAUGGUCAAUGAAUAGCGUUAGAAGAAUGCAAGCCAUUGGAAAUAAAAUUGCAAACCAAUAUUGGGAAGCAAACUUGACAGAUGAUGUUAAACCACCUGGUGCAGGAAACAUAUCAGAAAUUACACGAUACAUCAAAUUAAAAUACAUAACGAAGAAAUGGGCAGCAGAAGGUUUGUCUCCAAAUCAAAUAAUUGACAAUGCAAAUCAACCACAGCCUAAACAGCAACAUUUCAAUGUUAAUAAGCAUCACCACAAACAAGAGAAGAAACAGCAAACUCUUGCUGAGAGAAUAAAGAGUAUGAAAAAUAAAAAUCAAACGCAAAUUUCCCAUAAAGUCCAUCCACUCGAGAAAUUUACGCCAAAACAAGAAAGAGAUCCAUUUGAUGAUGAAGGACCUUUCUCGGCUCAAGAAGAGAGCCAAACAAUUCAAAAAACAAAUGUUGCCAAUACAGUUUCUGAAAAAACCGAAGAAAAUACAUUUGAAAUCAAUAAUAAUCAAGACAACAAGCCAAAAUCUCGUGAUUUUUCUCAAAUAAAUCAAAACUUAAAUCAAUUAUCAAAUUUAACUCCGACAGAAACCGUACAAUCAGAAAAAGAAUCCACUGAAAUACAUACAACUGAUAACUCUCCUAAAAAUGAAAAGGAGGAAAUUGAUCCGUUUGAUGAUGACGAUUUCUUCUCUGAACCAAAGCCAAAAUCAGCAGCUGCAAAGAUGAUUAUGAUGGGACAAAAUCCUGCGUUAAUACAGCGUAAUAAGUCGACAACUACAAUACUCAAAAAAGAAAUACAACAAAAGAGCGAAUCUUUGCCACCGCAAAGGCCAAUGUCCGCCCAGCAGCGCCUUGAAAACUUCUUCAACGAGGAAACAGAGCGAUCUCCAAUUGCUCAAAAACCAAAUAUUAUCAGAUCUGGGAACAGAUUCAAGAAAGCUAAAGCAGAGGAGUCUAAAAACAAACCAUCGUAUAGGAUCCAACAAAAAAUUGAACGCAGGAAGCGUCAAGUUGGACUUCAGAAACAAAAUUUAGAAGAUGACGAUGAUUCAUCUCAUGAACAGCUAAUAUGA